Molecule: messenger RNA, 501 nt
Organism: Aspergillus chevalieri
Lineage: Eukaryota; Fungi; Ascomycota; Eurotiomycetes; Eurotiales; Aspergillaceae
Exons: 2
Coding region: 1-501 (166 amino acids)
Source: RefSeq, a predicted model, not a curated record
AUGCCCCUCCUCCCACCCCCGCCCUCUGUCCCCAAAGAACGCCCCCCAAACACCUUUCUAGUCACCCUCCUAAUCUACCCCAACCACUGGGCGUACUACAUCCCCUCCCCCGCACACCCCAGCCUUGGCAUCCUCCUCCACGUCACCGGCGACACAAGAACGGGUUUCAAAUUGGCAAUCCAACGAAGCUACGACUUGAGUCUCCCUGAGAACCAGAAUCCACCGACUACGUAUAGGAUUCCGCUGCAGUGGGUUGAUGGGUGGUGGCUUGACGAGGAGAAGAUGUUGAAUAAUGGGGCGGGUGUGAGGGAUUGUGAGCCGGCUUGUGCGUUUGAGAGGGUUGUGGGGAGGGUUGAGAUGCCCGGGUUAGGGGAGGGGUUGGAUGAUGAGGGGGAUAAGGACUGGGUCAUUAAGGUUGCAGAGGAGCUUGUUAGUAGUGGGGUUUUCGAGGAGAAUGUUGUCAGUUAUCUUUAUACGAUUCGGAUGGCGGAGUGGCUAUAG